Molecule: messenger RNA, 357 nt
Organism: Protopolystoma xenopodis
Lineage: Eukaryota; Metazoa; Platyhelminthes; Monogenea; Polystomatidea; Polystomatidae
Source: the annotation of a GenBank genome assembly
AUGAAGGUACCCCCAACAAUGCUAUUUUUAGAGAUUUAUCGAAACACUGUUACUCUUCGUACAUACAAUUGAAAACUUGGUGCUAUCUGGUCAGCAAUCCGCCAGGGCGGUUUUUGCAUUAGUGCAGCCAGAAUGCAUCGUCUCUCAAAAUUGGAAGCUGGUGACUUUCUCUCUGUAUACAAAGGUGUUCUUAAGGAGUACCCUGAAGUACUACAUGAGAUGGCUUCUGGAAGAUGCGUUGCUCUUGAGAUCUCUAUCACUAGUUCAACUCCAAACGGGGAUAGGCUAACUAUCGAGGAGGCAACAUCAAAUGUGCAACAGGCUUUUCGCGAAUUUGUUGGUCCCAUGGAUCCGGUU